UCUAGGGUGAGUGAAGUGGCUAUGUCCAUUGUGGUGGUCCUUGUGCUGUUGCAGCUGUUGCCUGCCAAUGGACAACCACGUAAAUGCAACUUCAAACAAAGGUCACCGUGCCUUCCAAAGCCCAACAAUGGGUUGGGUCAUAUUAUUCUUGUACAUGGUGCAGGUCAAGGAGAAUGGUUCUGGUACAAGGUUACACCAAUAUUGGAGGCUGCAGGCUAUAAAGUGACAACCGUCCAACUUGGACCUUCAGUGACCAUGGAUGUUGAUUCAUUAGAAUAUGUUUCGUUUUCGAGUUACUCACAGCCAUUGUUUGAUCUAUUGGAAUGCAUAGACCACAAGAUUUUCUUGUGGCUCACAGUGCUGGAGGAUUUAAUAUUACUGUUGCAAUGGAGAAGUACCCAAACAAUAUACUUGCUGGUGUCUUUAUUGCUGCUUACAUGCCUGAUACUACCCACAGCAUGUCUUAUGUCCUCGAUCAGGGAGCGAACUAUACUAAAGGAUGGCACGACACUUGUAUCGUGAAAAGUGGGGGCACCACAUGGUAUUUCUUUGGUGAUGAUUUCUUGACAUCAAAACUCUAUCACAAGUGCCCUCCCGAGGUUAUUGCGCUAAUGCGUACAUAGAAAAGGCCAGGAUCGUUCUUUUACACUGAAAUGGCUGAAAUGCAUCUAACAAAUGAGAAUUAUGGUUCAGUUGAUCGAUUCUACAUAGCAAUCGAGGACGAUUUAGCAGUUGCUACCAAAUAUCAACACGUAAUGAUCGCCAAUUUUCCUGUGAAGGAUCAGAAGCUAAUAAAUGGUUCUGGUCAUGAAGUUAUGCUAUCUAUUGAUUGUGAGAAUAUUUCUUGUAUUUCAUUUAGUAGGUAAUAGUAUAUAUACAAGAGUACAUGGGAUACUAGAUUGAUUUAGUUACCUAUGGAAGAUCAGAUUACAAUCAGAUUCUUCCAAGAGUAAUAGUACACAAUUUCUAAGUUUCCAACUACAGAAGAUAGGAUAAUAAGAAAUCUGAGAUCUUGUGGAGCUUGAUAUCACAUGUGUGAUUGUGAUGCUGAUGUGGAAAUCUUAUCACCAAAGUAUCUGUGAGCUUGAGCGUUGAUCUUCAAUAUUAGUCAAUACACCCCCUCAAGUUGUAGGUGGAGGACACCGAACCUUCAAUUUGUCCUCAGGAAAUGAAAUUGUGUGAUGGCAAGAGGUUUAGUGAGAGCAUCAGCGAGCUGAUCAGUUGUGGAGAUAAAUUGCACAGUCAGCUGACGAUUGGCCACACGUUCACGAAUGGAGUGGAAAUCAAUCUCUACAUGUUUGGUGCAAGCAUGGAGCACCAGAUUGGCCGAUAGAUAUGUGGCACCUAUAUUAUCACACCACAAGAUUGGAGGGCCAUGAAUAGGAAAGCUCAAUUCCCGAAAUAGAGAUUCCAUCCAUAUGAGUUCGGCAGAGGCAUCCGCUAAUGCUUUGUACUCAGCUUCAGUGGAGGAACGAGCCACAAUUUUCUGUUUGUGAGAGGACCAGGAGAUCAGGUUUGGCCCAAGGUAGAUGGCAUAAGCACUAGUGGACCGACAAUCAGAACUACUACGAACCCAAUCGGCAUCUGAGAAGGCCUGGAGCUUGGCCUUGGAGGAGCGCUUAACCAAGAGACCAUGGGAGCAACUUUGUUUGAGAUAUCGAAGAAUGCGCUUGACAUGACUCCAGUGAUCCAUAGUUGGGGCAUGCACAUGUUGGCGAGCCCUAUUCACAGCGAAAGCCACAUCUGGAUGGCUAAGGGUCACAUACUGCAAGGCGCUCAACAUGGAGCGAUAGCGAGUUGGAUCAUCAAAGGGAGCACCCCCUGAAGGUGAUGUUGGUUCUGUCAUAGCCAUAGGAGUGCGAACCGGUUUGCAAUUAGUCAUGCCUGAGUAUGCCAAUAGGUCAUGGAUAUACCUGGACUGAUAGAGAAGAAUACCAUUGGGUUGUGGUAUUGCCUCAAUGCCCAAAAGAAACCCAAGGAGCCAAGAUCUUUGAUAGAAAAUUCAGCCGCAAGUUUGGGAAUUAGAGUAGUGACUUGUGCGGACGAAUUGCCUGUGACAAGUAUGUCAUCAACAUAAACCAAAAGAUACAGGAGAUGGCCAUUAGAAUUAUAAAUGAAUAAAGAUGGAUCAUUCCGUGAUGCAACAAAACCCAAAUGAAGGAGGAACGUGGAAAGCCUAUGAAACCACGCUCGAGGGGCCUGUUUGAGGCCAUACAAGGACCUAUGUAGGCGGCACACAUGAUUGGGCCGAUUGGG
This is a messenger RNA of Macadamia integrifolia, 2256 nucleotides long. RefSeq names its product salicylic acid-binding protein 2-like. The record is from RefSeq and is a predicted model, not a curated record. Bases 324 to 623 code for a protein of 99 amino acids. Gene Ontology annotation, molecular function: methyl indole-3-acetate esterase activity; methyl salicylate esterase activity; methyl jasmonate esterase activity. The transcript has 3 exons. Gene Ontology annotation, biological process: salicylic acid metabolic process; jasmonic acid metabolic process. Lineage: Eukaryota; Viridiplantae; Streptophyta; Magnoliopsida; Proteales; Proteaceae.